CUCCCCCACCACAUCGGUUUCGCGCAUUCGACGCUUGAUCUGAACAUUAGCCAUCAUGUCUGACAAGCUUACCCGUGUUGCUAUUGUCAACAGUGACAAAGUGAGUUUCCUAUACCCCGCGGCAUACGCUGCCAACAACCAUGUGUCGACGCUCCAACGUAUACUGAGACAUCUCGCUUCGCUGGUAAUAGUGCAAACCCAAGAAAUGUCGCCAGGAAUGUAAGAAGUCUUGCCCCGUCGUCCGUACGGGUAAGCUGUGUAUCGAGGUCACUCCCGAGUCCAAGAUUGC
Molecule: messenger RNA, 289 nt
Organism: Aspergillus vadensis CBS 113365
Lineage: Eukaryota; Fungi; Ascomycota; Eurotiomycetes; Eurotiales; Aspergillaceae
Exons: 3
Coding region: 56-223 (55 amino acids)
Source: RefSeq, a predicted model, not a curated record